AUUAAAAGCGUGCCUUCUUAUUUGGGAGAGACUUACCAUGUCUGCAGGCUGGAAUACGAUUUGCUGCUACCAACAGAGAGUCCGACGCCGUUCGUUCGCCUCCCCUCCUGCCCUACACCAUGUGGCAAGCCAAGGUCCAGCUAACCCAUGCUGCGCGCAGGGAGUUUUCACCUUCCUUAUCGAGAGUCUCGGCGUCAAGAACGUGCAAUUCGAAGAACUCCUCGACCUCGACCCGGAAUCGCUACAACAACUCAACCCGAUCGGCGUCAUCUUCCUCUUCAAAUACCCCACAGGCGAGAAGCCACAACGCGACAAACCUCUCGACGGCGACUUCGACUUCGCCGCCCUAACAGCCCCACAUGAACAAACCGACUUCGACACCAACACCAACCACCCUCUCUGGUUCGCAGCGCAAACCAUCCAAAACGCCUGCGGCACGCAAGCCCUUCUCUCCGUCCUCCUGAACAAAGACUCCGCCUCCGCCUCCACCUCCUCCGCCUCCGCGGAAGCAGAAGCCGAAGCAGGCGCCAUCGACAUCGGCCCCCAGCUGCGCGAAUUCAAAGACUUCACCUCCGCCUUCCCCUCCGACAUCCGCGGCGAGGCGCUGAGCAACAGCGCCCUGAUCCGCGACGUCCACAACUCCUUCGCCCGCUCCAGCCCCUUCGUCUCCGACGACACGCGGCUGGCGACGGAGGAGGACGACGUGUACCAUUUCAUCGCCUACACCUCCAUCAACAGCACGCUCUACGAGCUCGACGGCCUCCAACCCGCGCCCAUCCGGCAUGGCGACGCGGGAGCGUGUCCGCCGGAGAUCUUCGCCGAUGCCGUCGUCCCCGUGCUGCAGCGGCGGAUAGCGCGGUACCCGCCGACGGAGAUCCGGUUUAAUCUUCUCGCCAUGUGUGAGGAUUUGCGGGUGCGCGCGCGGGAGACGGGGGAUGCGGAGAUGCUGGCGCGGGAGGAGCGGAAGAGGCGGGAGUGGCGGUGGGAGAAUGCGUUGAGGCGGCACAAUUUCGUCGGGUUGAUUGGGGACGUGAUGAAGGGGGUUACGGCGGCCAAGGUGAGGGAGGGGACGUAUGGGGCUUGGAUUGAGGAGGCGAAGGCGGCGACGAGGAAGAGGGUGGAGGAGAGGCGGGGGAGGGGGCAGGCGGGGGAUGAGAUGGAUGUUUCGUGA
This is a messenger RNA of Baudoinia panamericana UAMH 10762, 1171 nucleotides long. RefSeq lists its product as uncharacterized. The coding region runs from base 38 to 1171 and encodes 377 amino acids. Lineage: Eukaryota; Fungi; Ascomycota; Dothideomycetes; Mycosphaerellales; Teratosphaeriaceae. Gene Ontology annotation, biological process: protein deubiquitination; ubiquitin-dependent protein catabolic process. The record is from RefSeq and is a predicted model, not a curated record. Gene Ontology annotation, molecular function: cysteine-type deubiquitinase activity. The transcript is spliced from 2 exons. Gene Ontology annotation, cellular component: cytoplasm.